AUGUCCAAUACUGUAGUUGUCGUUGGCGCUGGUGUGAUUGGCCUCACCUCCGCGCUAUUGCUGGCCAAGGAGGACAACAGCGUAACCGUGGUCGGCAAGUAUAUGCCCGGCGACUAUGAUGCUGAGUAUGCCUCGCCUUGGGCCGGGGCUAAUGUCAUACCGCUAUCACCUGAGGAACGGAGUCGCUGGGAACGACGAACCUGGGUGGCACUCAAGAAGUUAACUGAGGAGAACCCUGAGGCAGGUAUUCAUUUUCAGACAACACACAUCCUUCGCCGAGACAUAGACAUGGCGCGUGACGCAUCUGGCUUCUCGAACCAUUUCUACCAGCAGAACCCAUGGUACAAGUCUAUCUUCAACAACUUCCGAGAUAACAAUUCUUCUGAAUUAGCGCCCGGCUAUGACUCUGGAUUUCAGUAUCAGGGGGUCUGUAUAAACACAGCCAUCUACCUCCCCUGGCUUCUUGGCCAAUGUCUAAAGCAUGGCGUCGUGGUCAAGCGCGGUAACCUCAGAAACAUUAAUGAGGCAAAGAUACUCAGCCACACGGGCAGGACAGCCAACAUCAUUGUAAAUGCAACCGGUCUUGGGUCUUUGAGACUUGGGGGUGUUGAAGAUUCGACGAUGGCUCCAUCCCGCGGUCAAAUCGUUGUUGUGCGGAACGAGACGCCAAAGAACUUCCCGCUAUUGAUGUGUUCAAGCCCUUUGGAUGGUAGUGGCGAGGAAAUUUACGCAAUGCAGAGAGCAGCUGGCGGCGGUACCAUUCUGGGCGGCACAUACGACAUUGGCAACUGGAACUCACAGCCCGACCCGAACACGGCACUCCGCAUCAUGCAACGCAUCGUGGAUCUGUGCCCAGAGAUUGCCGGCGGAAAAGGUAUCGCAGGGUUAGACGUUGUCCGGCAUGGCGUUGGCUUCCGCCCGUGGAGAAAGGGGGGCUUGCGGCUUGAAGAAGAGAAAUUGGAUAACCAAACCUGGAUUAUUCACAACUAUGGCCAUUCAGGUUGGGGUUACAUGGGGUCAUACGGCUGUGCAGAGGGUGUUGUAGAGAUGGUUAACAAGUUGGAUUAA
Colletotrichum siamense is the source of this 1068-nucleotide messenger RNA. RefSeq names its product D-amino-acid oxidase (gene OXDA-2). NCBI's taxonomy places the organism in Eukaryota, Fungi, Ascomycota, Sordariomycetes, Glomerellales, Glomerellaceae. The record is from RefSeq and is a predicted model, not a curated record. Gene Ontology annotation, molecular function: FAD binding; D-amino-acid oxidase activity. The transcript is spliced from 5 exons. The coding region runs from base 1 to 1068 and encodes 355 amino acids.